GGCAUGGCGGGGGCGGGGCAGGGGGAGGCGCGCACGGAGCAGGCUGGGGCAUCCUGCGCCCUGGCUCUUUGAGCCCGGACCAGACAGGCAGACAAGAGGAGGGCUUCCCGUGAUGGGAUCAGUCAGAUGCCCACCUGGCCGCUCCCCCUGAGGGGACUUGGGCUCUUCUUAGCAUUGGCAGGCCAGUAUAAACCCCUGGCUUGGAUCAAGCUAUGCCCGAUGCUGCCUUAAAUCUUAUGAGGUCACCCCAGAACCACAGGUGCUGGGAAUACAGCAAGGAAUUAGACCAGUUCCCUGCUCUCUGAUAUGGGGGGACAGAUAAUAAAAAGGGUGACUGACUCAUUUCUCUGAUGACUUCAUUCUGCCCUUGAACCUAUCAAGAUGUGAUAAUGGAUCAUCAUGUUUCUACCAUCAAGCCUCGAAGAAUCCAAAACCAAAAUGUCAUUCACCGCUUGGAACGCCGGCGGAUCAGUUCAGGCAAGGCAGGUACCCACUGGCACCAAGUCCGAGUGUUCCAUCAGAAUGUCUUCCCCAACUUCACAGUUGUCAACGUUGAAAAGCCUCCUUGUUUCUUGCGUAAAUUCUCACCUGAUGGACGCUACUUUAUUGCUUUUUCUUCAGACCAGACAUCUCUUGAAAUCUACGAGUACCAGGGCUGCCAGGCAGCAGAGGACCUACUGCAGGGAUAUGAAGGAGAAAUCCUGUCCAAUGGCAAUGACCAGCGGUCAGUGAAUAUCCGGGGCCGGCUCUUUGAACGCUUUUUUGUCCUGCUGCACAUUACCAAUGUUGCGGCCAAUGGUGAGCACCUGAACCGGGAGUGUAGUCUCUUCACUGAUGACUGCCGCUGUGUCAUCGUGGGCUCAGCUGCCUACCUCCCGGAUGAGCCUCACCCUCCAUUUUUUGAGGUAUAUCGGAACAGUGAAUCAGUGACCCCCAACCCACGGUCCCCUCUAGAAGACUAUUCCCUCCACAUCAUUGACCUUCACACUGGCCGCUUAUGUGAUACACGCACAUUCAAGUGUGACAAGGUGGUCUUGUCACACAACCAAGGGCUGUACUUGUACAAAAACAUCCUGGCCAUCUUGUCCGUGCAACAACAGACCAUCCAUGUCUUCCAGGUGACUCCUGAAGGCACUUUCAUUGAUGUGCGGACCAUUGGCCGCUUUUGCUAUGAGGAUGACCUGCUCACUGUGUCAGCUGUUUUCCCUGAGGUACAGCGGGACAGUCAGACAGGCAUGGCCAAUCCCUUUAGGGAUCCUUUCAUCAAUUCCCUCAAACACCGGUUGCUGGUAUAUUUGUGGCGCCGGGCAGAACAGGAUGGUAGCGCAAUGGCCAAGAGGCGCUUCUUCCAGUAUUUUGACCAACUGCGGCAGCUGCGAAUGUGGAAAAUGCAGCUUCUGGAUGAAAACCAUCUGUUUAUCAAGUACACUAGUGAGGAUGUAGUAACACUGCGAGUCACAGAUCCAUCACAGGCAUCUUUCUUUGUGGUGUACAAUAUGGUGACGACAGAGGUGAUUGCUGUGUUUGAGAAUACGUCAGAUGAGCUUUUGGAGCUCUUUGAGAACUUCUGUGACCUUUUUCGUAAUGCUACCCUGCACAGUGAAGUCCAGUUUCCCUGCUCAGCUUCUAGCAACAAUUUUGCAAGGCAGAUCCAGCGCCGAUUCAAAGACACUAUUAUAAAUGCCAAGUAUGGAGGGCACACAGAGGCAGUACGCCGGCUGCUGGGUCAGCUCCCCAUCAGUGCUCAGUCUUACAGCGGUAGCCCCUAUCUGGAUUUGUCUCUCUUCAGUUAUGAUGACAAGUGGGUAUCUGUCAUGGAGCGGCCCAAGACUUGUGGAGAUCACCCAAUCAGGUUCUAUGCCCGGGACUCGGGCCUGCUCAAGUUUGAGAUCCAGGCGGGGUUAUUGGGCCGCCCCAUCAACCACACAGUGCGACGCCUUGUUGCCUUCACCUUUCACCCUUUUGAGCCUUUCGCUAUUUCUGUGCAGAGGACUAAUGCUGAGUAUGUUGUCAACUUCCAUAUGCGACACUGCUGCACAUAGGUGCCUCACCAGAGCCAGGUUAUCUGGUCUUCCAAGACUGCCACUCACUUAUCUCAGUGGACUCCAAAGCAAAAGCUCCUGACUACUGGCUCUGUUAGUUGCAGCCUGCUAUACCUCAGAUGCGAGAGAGCCAGAGAGAGGAGUGAGGGUGGCUCAACCUAAUGAAAUUUUUAAAUUGUAUACAAUACUGCUACUGAUUGUUACAAUAUCCUCUUGCCUUUUCCUUGUGGGAAUGCCCAGCAUUAAUUAAGUCCAUUUCAUUUUUGCUUUACUUUGCAUUUGAUUGCUGUGAAGAUGAAAGCAUUAGACUUAUAUCCCCUUCAUGUCACUUCUUUGGCAUUAUGGUUUGUGUCUGAAAGCAGUUACAUCUUGUUUACUGAUGAGAACAACAUACAUCCUUUCCAUUUAGCUCAUGAGCACGGCUAUCUUUUUAAGAGAAAAUAAAGCCAUGGUAUUUUCAUACUUAAA
Messenger RNA from Pongo pygmaeus (Bornean orangutan), 2510 nucleotides. It is a transcript of the gene DET1, whose product is annotated as DET1 partner of COP1 E3 ubiquitin ligase. Lineage: Eukaryota; Metazoa; Chordata; Mammalia; Primates; Hominidae. The transcript has 8 exons. Gene Ontology annotation, cellular component: cullin-RING ubiquitin ligase complex; nucleus. Gene Ontology annotation, molecular function: ubiquitin protein ligase binding; ubiquitin-like ligase-substrate adaptor activity. The coding region runs from base 390 to 2042 and encodes 550 amino acids. The record is from RefSeq and is a predicted model, not a curated record. Gene Ontology annotation, biological process: positive regulation of proteasomal ubiquitin-dependent protein catabolic process; protein ubiquitination.